AUGCCGCCCAAAGCUAACAAGAAGCAGCAGAAGUCGAAGGGUCACGUCGACAAGAAGUUGAAGGAGAAGGCCGCCCAAGCGUUAGAGAGGGAGCGGAAGCAAAUCCAGCAGACCCAAGCGUCAAGGCAAGAGGCAAUGCAGCAGGAGUUGAUGGCUUGGUUUGAGAGUCAUCCGUCGGCGUUCGAGUACAUACACAGAGGUUGCUUUCUUGGGACGUUUGACAACUUGGACAAUCCUGGGGGAGCGUCAACCACAGAGUCAGCGUCACAAAAGCUGGAGUGGUCAAUGGAGAUGUUGGAAGGCCUCGUCCCCAGCGUCACGAUGUUUCUCAAGCGCGAGAUGAAGAAAGGUGUCAAGAUCGGCCGUGACGAUGUCAACACACUGUUAGCUUUCUUGGUUCAUGCUCACAGAGGGUCAGCACUCCCGUCAAAGAGGGUGGACCAUUUGAAGGCGUGGAUUGAGGACAGUGGGAUUCCGAGAGUCACAGUGUACAUGACAUGA
Symbiodinium sp. CCMP2592 is the source of this 501-nucleotide messenger RNA. The record is from the annotation of a GenBank genome assembly. NCBI's taxonomy places the organism in Eukaryota, Dinophyceae, Suessiales, Symbiodiniaceae.